This is a messenger RNA of Budorcas taxicolor (takin), 2142 nucleotides long. RefSeq names its product sushi repeat containing protein X-linked 2 (gene SRPX2). The transcript is spliced from 11 exons. The record is from RefSeq and is a predicted model, not a curated record. The coding region runs from base 430 to 1827 and encodes 465 amino acids. Lineage: Eukaryota; Metazoa; Chordata; Mammalia; Artiodactyla; Bovidae.
GGGCUGAGCUCCUCUUAUCCUUGCAUUCCUUCUCCUUCAUCUCUCUAAAAUCUUUCUCUGAGGGAGGAACAGCUAUAGCUUUGGCGCUGCUAUAGCUUUAAGGAAACUUUUGGCAGAUGCCAAUGUCCUAACAUCUGGGCAGUGUUAACAGAAUCCUGGAGGCCCGGACAGACCAAGAGCCACUCAUUCUAGGAAUGUUAAAAAGUAGUUUUUCCGACUGAAGAGAGGAGCAGAGAGGAAGGAGAAAGAGAAGAGCGAGUACAAAAAACCCAUACAUCAGAUCCUGCAUGUGUGCUUCCUCUCACUUUUGGAAGUUCACUGAUGUCUGAUUUCUGAAAGUCAUCCUCCUUUGCCUUGGUGCUCUGGCCACAUACCUCUGUUUUUGAGUCCCUAACCCUCUUCCCAUCCCUCCUCACCCCCUUUUCAAGGAUGGCCAUUCAACUAACUCGAAGAGGAGCUCUCUCUCUGUUGCUCUUCCUCACUCCAGCAGUGAUGCCAACAUGGUAUGCAGGCUCAGGCUACCACCCAGAUGAAAGCUACAAUGAAGUCUAUGCUGAAGAGGUCCCACAGACUCGCAUCCUAGACUACCAAGUCCCCCGAUGGUGUUAUACAUUAAAUAUCCAGGAUGGAGAAGCCACAUGCUACUCACCAAGAGGAGGAAAUUAUCACAGCAGCCUGGGCACUCGCUGUGAGCUUUCCUGUGACCGGGGCUUUCGACUGAUUGGACGGAGAUCCGUGCAAUGCCUGCCAAGCCGCCGUUGGUCUGGAACUGCCUACUGCAGGCAGAUGAGAUGCCACGCGUUGCCAUUCAUCACGAGUGGCACCUACACGUGCACAAAUGGGGUGCUUCUUGACUCUCGCUGUGACUACAGCUGUUCCAGUGGCUACCACUUGGAAGGCGACCGCAGCCGAAUCUGCAUGGAAGAUGGGCGAUGGAGCGGAGGAGAGCCUGUAUGUGUAGACAUAGAUCCCCCCAAGAUCCGUUGUCCCCACUCCCGUGAGAAGAUGGCAGAGCCGGAGAAACUGACUGCUCGAGUAUACUGGGACCCACCCCUGGUGAAAGACUCUGCUGACGGCACCAUCACCAGGUUGAUACUUCGGGGCCCUGAGCCUGGCUCUCACUUUCCAGAAGGAGAACACGUGAUUCGUUACACUGCUUAUGACCGAGCCUACAACCGGGCCAGCUGCAAGUUCAUUGUGAAAGUACAAGUGAGACGCUGCCCAACUCUGAAACCACCACUGCAUGGCUACCUCACCUGCACCUCAGUGGGGGACAACUAUGGUGCCACCUGUGAAUACCACUGUGAUGGAGGGUAUGAGCGCCAAGGGACCCCCUCCCGGGUCUGCCAGUCCAGCCGCCAGUGGUCAGGAUCACCACCCAUCUGUGCUCCUAUGAAGAUUAAUGUCAAUGUCAACUCAGCUGCUGGCCUUCUGGAUCAGUUCUAUGAGAAACGGCGACUCCUCAUCAUCUCAGCCCCCGAUCCCUCUAACCGAUAUUAUAAAAUGCAAAUCUCUAUGCUACAGCAAUCCACUUGUGGACUGGACCUGAGGCACGUGACCAUCAUCGAGCUGGUGGGGCAGCCACCUCAGGAAGUGGGGCGCAUCCGGGAGCAACAGCUGUCAGCCAAUAUCAUUGAGGAACUCAGGCAAUUUCAGCACCUCACUCGCUCCUACUUCAACAUGGUGUUGAUUGACAAGCAGGGAAUUGACCGGGAACGCUACAUGGAACCUGUCACCCCCGAGGAAAUCUUCACGUUCAUUGACGACUAUCUACUGAGCAAUGAGGAGCUGAUCCAGCGCCGGGAACAAAGAGACAUGUGCGACUGAACUUGAGUCGGAGCAUGGUUGAGGUCAAGGGAAAAUGUUCCCUGGUCAGCCAAAACUGGGGCCUAAUCAAAGGAGAAAAUGCUUUCCCACAGCUCUGAGGAAAGGACUCUAAGGUGGGUGAGGUUCCCUGAUCCUGGGACAUUUCCAGACACCUUUCCUCAAGCAAGUCUCUGCUUUACGUAGCACUGGAAGAGCAUAAGAAGCUAGGGAGGGACUGAGGACAGGCCCUGGGCAGCAGCUUGUGGAUAGAAAGUCUUGCUUCUGCCCAGCUCUCUAAAAUCUUUCAGAGAAGUAAAUUCUAAAUUCACUCACUAA